This is a messenger RNA of Emiliania huxleyi CCMP1516, 410 nucleotides long. RefSeq lists its product as hypothetical. The transcript has a single exon. The annotation marks the transcript as partial. Lineage: Eukaryota; Haptophyta; Isochrysidales; Noelaerhabdaceae. The record is from RefSeq and is a predicted model, not a curated record.
AUGCGCCGUGCCUUCUCGUCCGCGCUGAGUCGCGACGGCGCCAGCGCGCUCACGUCUGGCCGCAUGUACAACUGGCGCGUGCGCGCAGUCUACAGCGCGCUCGACAAGGCGGGCAAGGCGGACGGCCCCCUUUGUGCCGAAGACCUGUACAGCCUUGGCCACCUGGACCAGUACCACUACGGCGGCACGGACGCUUGCGACGAGGCGGCCGCACUCCUCGGGCUCGACUCCGGCUCCACCGUCCUCGACAUCGGCAGCGGCAUCGGCGGCACGUCUCGCUACCUCGCCGCCACCACCGGUUGCCGCGUCGUCGGCGCGUCGCCCGCCUGCAGCGAGGGCGGCUCACCCCUCACCGCGCCGGCUCACGUGGCUCCGUCCCCGCACCCAGGCGUCGAGCUGCAGCCCGACCU